Molecule: messenger RNA, 1299 nt
Organism: Agelaius phoeniceus (red-winged blackbird)
Lineage: Eukaryota; Metazoa; Chordata; Aves; Passeriformes; Icteridae
Gene: KLHDC8B
Product: kelch domain containing 8B
Biological process (GO): nuclear chromosome segregation; mitotic cytokinetic process; mitotic nuclear division
Cellular component (GO): intercellular bridge; cellularization cleavage furrow; midbody
Molecular function (GO): protein binding
Source: RefSeq, a predicted model, not a curated record
GUGCCUGGGCUCUGACUCGGAUGCUCUCCCCGCAGGAGGCCGUGGGCCGGACCAGUGGCGAGCCGGGCCGGAUGGGCGGCACGGCAGGGCCAGAGCCCGGGGACCCCCGAGGCGGCUGAGCUGGCCCAUGGCGGCGGGCGCGAGCGCCUUCGCGUGGGCCACCUUCCCCGCCAUGCCCACGCGGCGCGUGUACUGCAGCGCCGCGCACCGCGACGGGCAGCUCUUCGUGCUGGGCGGCUGCGGGGGCGGCGGGCGAGCCCUGGGAACUGCUGAGGUGCUCGACCUCCAAGCCCAGCGCUGGACCACGCUCCCACCACUGCCCACGCCGCGGGCUGGCGCUGCCGUCCUCGCCCUGGGCAAGCAGAUCUUGGUGGUGGGAGGUGUGGAUGCGGCACAGAGCCCCCUCGCCUCCGUUGAGGUCUACCACGUGGAUGAGGGCAAAUGGGAGAAGAAGGCGGCAUUGGCUCAGCCCUCCAUGGGCAUCUCAGCUGUGCAGAGAGAUGGGGCUGUCUACGCACUGGGGGGAAUGGGUGCAGACACCUCUCCCCAGGCUCUGGUCCGUGUCUAUGAGCCGGCAAAGGACCACUGGCAGCCCCUACCCUCCAUGCCCACACCGUGUUAUGGGGCCUCUGCCUUCCUGCAGGGAAACAAGAUCUUCGUCCUUGGAGGUCGGCAAGGCAAGCUGCCUGUCACCGCCUUCGAGGCUUUUGACCUGGAGACAAGGAGCUGGACACGCUACCCCAGCGUGCCCAGCCGCCGCGCCUUCGCUGCCUGUGCCAUGGCUGAUGGAGUUGUCUUCAGCCUGGGGGGGCUGCAGCAGCCAGGGCCCCACAACUUCUACUCCCGUCCCCAUUUUGUCAACACCGUGGAGAUGUUUGAUCCUGCGCAGGGUGUGUGGAGAAAGCCAAAUCGCACCAUCCGUAUGAAAGAGAAGAGAGCUGACUUCGUGGCUGGAUGCCUGGGAGGAAGAGUGGUGGCUGUGGGUGGCCUCGGGAACCAGUCCUGCCCACUGGACUCAGUGGAAGGGUUCAGCCUCUCACAGAAAAAGUGGGAGCCGCUGCCCCCCAUGCCCACUGGCCGCUGCUCCUGCUCCAGCUGCCCAGCACCCAGCCUGCUCUUCAUCAUCGGCGGUGUGGCCCAGGGUCCCAGUGGAGCUGUUGAGGCUCUGUGCCUGCGUGAUGUGCCCUGAGUGGGACCCCGGGGACCAGCCCUGGCCAAGCACCAAGUGCCUGAAGACGGGGACAGGGUGUGUGAGCACCCAUGUGUUCACCCAGGGUGACCUGGCUCCAGGAAGCCUCU